CAAUACGCUGCAGACGAUCGACGUCUUUGUAUGGUUUAUCCGUCUAUACCUCGAAUCGAAGCAGACGCUCUUGAGACGCCAAAGGAGAAGGACGUGACCAUGGUGUGGGGAUUUGUGACCUGCGGGCCCAACGAGGCCUUGGUCAUUUCAGGAUGUUGCCACAAAAAGCCUCUUUUGGUCCCUGGUGGACGAGCAUUCGUAUGGCCCACUGUCCAGCAAGUACAGAGGAUCUCCCUCAACGUCAUGACACUGCACGUUGAGUCGCCGAGGGUCUACACUGCACAGGGCGUCCCCAUCUCUGUCACUGGUAUUGCUCAGGUCAAAGUCCAAGGUCAGUAUGAGGAGAUGCUACUAGCAGCCUGUGAGCAGUUCCUUGGAAAGAGUGAAGCAGAGAUCCAGCAGGUUGCGCUUGAAACCCUGGAGGGACAUCAGCGUGCCAUCAUGGGUUCCAUGUCUGUUGAGGAGAUCUACAAGGAUCGUAAGAAGUUCAACCAGAACGUCUUCGAGGUGGCAUCCAGUGACCUUAUCAACAUGGGCAUCACUGUCCUCUCCUACACGCUGAAGGACAUCCAUGAUGAUGAGACGUACUAUGCAAAGGGCUACUUAGAUGCUCUGGGUAUGGCAAGAACGGCGGAGGUGAAGAGAGAUGCCCGCAUCGGAGAAGCAGAGGCACAGAAGGACUCCCAGAUCAAGGAGGCCAUUGCUGAGGAGGAACGCAUGGCUGCCAAGUACAUCAAUGACACAGAGAUUGCCAAGGCCCAGAGGGACUUUGAGCUCAAGAAGGCCACUUAUGACAUGGAGGUCCAGGCCAAGAAAGCAGAGGCUGAACUGGCCUAUGAGCUCCAGGCUGCAAAAACCCGACAAAAGAUUAAGGAGGAGCAGAUGCAGAUCAAGGUUGUGGAGCGAGCCCAGGAGAUUCUCAUUCAGGAUCAGGAAAUUCAGCGUCGUGAGAAGGAGCUGGAAGCUACUGUUAAGCAGCCAGCUGAUGCAGAGAAGUUCAAGCUGGAGAAACUGGCUGAAGCUGGUCGUAACAAGACCAUACAGAAGGAGUACAAGGAGGCUGCCAUGCUGGACAUGUAUCUCGAUACCAUGCCCAAGGUGGCUGCUGAAGUCGCAGCUCCUCUGUCCCAAGCAAAGAAGUUGACGAUGGUAAGCAGUGGCAAUUCAGAGGUGGGUGCUGCCAAGCUGACUGGAGAAGUGAUGGAGAUCAUCACCCGCGUCCCAGGAAUGGUCAAGAACAUGACUGGUGUGGAUGUGACCAAGAGUAUCCGUGCCGUUUAAGAAGUGAUCCAAGCGCAUCAUCACCGCAAGGAGGGAUCUCGGGGAGCAGCAGGGGCCACCCAAGAAGCAUUUUGUUUUUUUGGUGUCUCAGAGCAGGAUUGCAGCUUCUUUUUCCCUUUAGAUGUGCAAUCAUUAGUGUCAUGAGGACUUGCAGAAGAAGAGGAAAGAGGAGAAAAAUUGACUAUCUUCCCUCUUACUUUAUCUUUUCUUUUAUCAUUUUUUAUUCUCCUUUCCAUUUUUGAAAACAAUGGUACAGCAGUGUCUAAACUAAAAGGUGCAUAAUUUGUUGUGUUAGAUGUUGGUAUGCCUUGAUAAGAAGAAUAUUCAGGUCAGGUCCACUUCUAAAAGUCUUGCAUGCGCUUAUGUGGAGAGUACAAGAAAAUGAUGUGGAACUUUGCGCUGCGCUUACUGCGUAUUUCUGGAUUACUGUUGCUGGGGCCUUAACAAACCUUUUCAGACUCACAAAUUUAUAUAGAUGUAACACAUAUAAACCUGCUCCUUAUAUUUA
Molecule: messenger RNA, 1789 nt
Organism: Penaeus monodon (black tiger shrimp)
Lineage: Eukaryota; Metazoa; Arthropoda; Malacostraca; Decapoda; Penaeidae
Gene: Flo1
Product: flotillin-1-like
Biological process (GO): protein localization to plasma membrane; positive regulation of cell junction assembly; positive regulation of endocytosis
Cellular component (GO): plasma membrane
Source: RefSeq, a predicted model, not a curated record